CACAAGAUGAAAUUCAGGUGAAAUACCAAUUUCAAAGAUACUUAUCAGAUAUUCUAAGUGAAUUGCAUUGACCUUGCGUGUAUUUCUUUGGGACACAUUUUUUCAUUAGCAUUAUAAAUAUUAAAAUGUUUUUGCAACAAAAUAGGUUGUUGCUAGAUUGAUAAGGAAAUCUUCUGAAUAACCUGUAAUAGUGUAAUUUUGUGAUAAAGCUCUGCUGCCAAUACAGAAGUAUAACAUUAUGAUGUAUACAUACAGUUACUAAGCAACAAACAAAUCUUGCCAAUCUCUUCACCCAAGAUGGCCUAGAACAUAAAAAUUGUACACGUCUUUAUCCGGCGUGUCAUUAUUAUAAAGUAAUUUUUUAUCGACACCUCGCCGUAGUAUUGUUACAAAUUUUAUAACCCUGGUGAUUUUACUUAGAAUGGAGGUGAAAGUCGAUUUUUUAGGUACAGAGAGGUACGCUGUUUUUAUUUAGAUUUGGUCAAAUUGACAGUUCUAGUUCUCUAGUCGUUGAACUGAUAUCAUGGCGGGAAGAGGCUUUUCUGUCAAAAUAGAGCUUGACUUACAUGCGAUAACAUGUCCCGGCGUAUGGCUUUGCCCUAAUGGGAAAAUAGCUCUUCAAUUAAACAUGUUCAACAACUGCAUAGAAUCUCACCAAAUAACGCCGAUAUUCCCGUUACUAUUUCACAAUAAAUUCACGUUCAAAAAAGUUUUUACCGGAGUAACGACACUCGCCGACUUACAGCGCUCGUUGGAAGAAGAAUUUUUUUAUGCAGAACUAAUACAAUGGUCCAAGCCUAAUAGUCGAGGUGUUAUUUUAGCUACAUUCGAAACAAACCUCGUCGAUCUUUUAUAUCCAGCUCCGUGCUUCAAAGGCUUACUGGCUGGAGUUGAUGUCGACUUGUUAAUGGAGCCCACCAAGUACUUUCCAGGAAUAUUGGCUCCAAAAAUUGAAAUCUCAACACGUACCGUGAUCGAAGAGGUCAUAGGAAUUUGCGAUUCAACUGCUACAGGGGCCCAUGUCGUCAAUCCGAAGAUGAUAAACUCAAAGAAUGCACCGUGUUUUUGCCGGAAACCUCCAUCCAAAGGUAUCAUCAGACAACGCAAGGUUUGCCACAGUCAAGGAAGGCAUAGAUCUCAAAUAUGUCGAAAAGUUACUAGAAGAAAGAAUUCGGCUACGCGCUUGCUGUCUCCCUCUCACAGCGCGUGCACAAGAUGUUGCAGUCAAAAGACAAGCAGUCUUGAGAUUGAACGUGUGUAUUCACCAAGUGCCUCGAACAGACGCUCACAUUCCCAAUCAGACAGAUGCUACCAUGGGAUUAAAAAAGUACCAAAGUGUUCUUGCCCCUCGUCAUCCCCACAUAGAAAUACUGAAAUUGAUGCGAUACACAACGAUUCUCACGUCUUUGAAAGCUGCGCAGUUUGUUCAAAGUACAAGUGCUACUUUGCUUGCAACUGCGAAGGAAAGGGUGCAGGGUACGCUUGCAAGUGCAGAGGGCAUUCACCAAAGAUUCAUGGUGCUAAGAAUGACUCAGACUAUGUCGGACAUUCCUCGUUGCAAAAAACGUACAGUUCCUGUUUGUGCAGACCCAGCAGUGCACCAAGUCCACGCGAAGACCCAUCCACAUUGCUACUAAAAGCAAAAAUCAAACAACUACAGAAGGCUAAAGCAAAAUUGUCCCAUAUCUGCAACAACAGGGAGGAUGACACAUCUGAAUUGGAUCAAAGCUGCGACCAUAAUUAUGACAGAACUAGCGGCAGACAAGGUUUCUACAAAAAUCUGGAGAAAUUUUAUAAAAGAAUGUACAAGCAGGCUAGAAUGCGGGCAGAAGAAGUUGACCAAGUGUGAAGCAGAAUGAAAGCUGCACAUUGAAGGAUCGGGUAAAAUCC
Messenger RNA from Diprion similis, 1890 nucleotides. RefSeq names its product spermatogenesis-associated protein 6. The transcript has 8 exons. Lineage: Eukaryota; Metazoa; Arthropoda; Insecta; Hymenoptera; Diprionidae. The record is from RefSeq and is a predicted model, not a curated record. Gene Ontology annotation, biological process: spermatogenesis. Gene Ontology annotation, molecular function: myosin light chain binding. The coding region runs from base 524 to 1849 and encodes 441 amino acids.